AUGGCUACUGGGACGGCCAGAAAAGCGGUUUUAUUGUCGUUCAUAUUUGACCGAAUAUGGCACGAGUGGGUUACCAUAUUCGAUUAUAUGACGGAUCAGAAGAUAAUCGAUGAAACAACAGAUAUUCGAAAUAGAUUAAGUAUUUGCACCUAUCUAUCUAUCUAUCUAUCUAUCUAUCUAUCUAUCUAUCUAUCUAUCUAUCUAUCUCAUUCAUUUCAUAUCUAUCUAUCUAUCUAUCUCAGUUCAUAUAUCAGUAUUUCUGUAUCUAUCUAUCUAUCUAUCUAUCUAUCUCAUCUAUCUAUGUUGUUCUAUCUAUCUAUCUAUCUAUCUAUCCCGAUCAAGUUGUUAUUCUAUCUAUCUAUCUAUCUAUCUAUCUAUCUAUCUAUCUAUCUAUCUAUCUAUCUCAGUUCAUAUAUCAGUCUUUCUCUAUCUAUCUAUCUAUCUAUCUAUCUAUCUAUCUAUCCCGAUCAAGUUGUUGUUCUAUCUAUCUAUCUAUCUAUCUAUCUAUCUAUCUAUCUAUCUAUCUAUCUAUCUAUCUCAGUUCAUAUAUCAGUCUUUAUCUAUCUAUCUAUCUAUCUAUCUAUCUAUCUAUCUAUCUAUCUAUCUAUCCCGAUCUGCUUACAUCUAUCUGCUAUCUAUCUAUCUAUCUAUCCCGAUCUGCUUACAUCUAUCUAUCUAUAUAUCCAGCUCGAGAUCAAAGCUGAAGUGAAUUUUUCUUCUUUUCUUUUCUAA
Molecule: messenger RNA, 732 nt
Organism: Acanthosepion pharaonis
Lineage: Eukaryota; Metazoa; Mollusca; Cephalopoda; Sepiida; Sepiidae
Source: the annotation of a GenBank genome assembly